CAGGCUUGGAUAUUGAGGCAGGAUCUGCUGCUGCUGCUGCUUUUGCGUGUGUGAUGAAAUGAAAUGCCAGUAUUGGGCUACCUCCAGGGAGCGCCUCGCUAUCCUAUAAUGUGAGCCAGCCAGCAGCUCUGUGGGAUUAGGGAGACGCUGCAUCCAUCAGGCCUCCAAAAGGACAAGACGCCAUCCAACAGGAAGGAGAGAUCUCUAUUUUUUUUUUUUGUCUUCUAUGCUGUGAAGAGAGGGGAUUGUCGUCAUCCCCCCAUCCAUCCUUUUCCCUCUCUCUGGUGCCCCCUCCUUCCUCUUCCGCCUCCACACUUGCUUUUUCGCCCUCAUUCUGUGUCAGAGGAGCGCGUUGGAAUAACAAACCUCCAUGUAUGACAAUUUGUAUCUGCAUGGAUUUGAAGACUCGGAGGCGGGCUCAGCUGAUUCAUAUACUAGCAGACCAUCAGACUCAGAUGUCUCUCUGGAGGAGGAGCGCGACGUGCAGGCCCAGGUCCAGAGCCAGAGCCCAAGCCAGAGCCAAGGACCGGGACAGAGCCGGCAGGAGCGGGAGCAGCAGGCCACCAUCCAACUGGAGAGAGCCAAGACCAAACCUGUUGCAUUCGCUGUGAGGACCAAUGUCAGCUACUGCGGCGCUCUGGAUGAGGAUGUUCCAGUUCCCGCCACAGCUAUCUCUUUCGACGCCAAGGACUUCCUCCACAUAAAAGAGAAAUUCAACAAUGACUGGUGGAUCGGCCGCUUGGUGAAGGAGGGCUGCGACAUUGGCUUCAUCCCCAGCCCACUGAAGCUCGAGAACAUCCGACUCCAGCAGGAGCAAAAAAGAGGACGAGUUCAAGGUAAGUCUGGAGGGAACUCCUCUUCAAGUGUAGAGGAUGAGGUGUCUGCCUCUAUCCGACCCCUCAUAUCCUCGGCAGGAAAGCAGAAACAGAAAGUGACGGAGCACAUCCCCCCGUAUGACGUGGUUCCCUCCAUGAGGCCGGUGGUGCUGGUGGGACCCUCACUCAAAGGUUAUGAGGUGACUGAUAUGAUGCAGAAAGCGCUCUUUGACUUCCUCAAGCACAGAUUUGAUGGCAGGAUAUCAAUCACACGGGUCACCGCCGAUAUAUCUUUAGCCAAGAGAUCUGUCCUUAACAACCCCAGUAAGAGGGCCAUCAUUGAGCGAUCCAACACCCGCUCCAGCUUAGCUGAAGUGCAAAGCGAGAUCGAGCGGAUCUUUGAGCUGGCCCGCUCCUUGCAGCUGGUAGUGCUGGAUGCCGACACUAUCAACCAUCCAGCCCAGCUCCUCAAGACCUCCUUGGCUCCCAUCAUUGUCCACGUCAAAGUGUCCUCACCUAAGGUUUUACAGAGGCUAGUCAAGUCCAGAGGGAAGUCUCAGAGCAAACACCUGAAUGUCCAGCUUGUAGCUGCAGACAAACUGGCUCAAUGUCCUCCAGAAAUGUUUGACAUCAUCUUGGACGAGAACCAGCUGGAAGAUGCCUGUGAGCAUCUUGCCGAAUACCUCGAGGCCUACUGGAAAGCAACACAUACCUCGAUGGCCACACCCCUGAACCCUUUGCUGGGACGUAACCUAGGCACCGGCACCCUCACAGCGUACCCCACCAGCAUCUCUGGACUGCAGGUACAACUGCGGCCAGUCGUUGUUUUAGUUAGAUAUAUGUCACCAUUUGUAUCACACCCGACUUGUGUGCCAUAUCAGCAGAGCCAAAGAAUGCAACAGAGCAACCACACGGGGGAUCACUCCACUGCGAACGAGCGUCGCAACCUGAUGACGUCCGAUGAAAACUACCACAACGAACGAGCACACAAGGGACGCAACCGCAUGUCGUCGGGGUCGCAGCAUAGCCGAGAGGCGCAGGACCCCUACCAGGACUACCAGGACCCCUAUCAGGAUGCGUAUAAGCCACACCGCAACCGUAGCUCCCCGGGAAGCUACAGCCAUGACUCCAGGCACCGGCUCUGAACCCACUUGAGUCAUCACGGGUGUCCGAAUGGUCCAGAUUCCACCUACCAAUGAACGCUACCACAUAGCCAAGAUGGUCCCAAGUAGCCCCUAUUUUCAGGGUGAUUCUUUAUGUAUUAGACCCCCGAAACAUUCACUAAAUUGAUUCGAGUUUUAGGAUGCCCAUGCCAACUUCUGGACCUUCUAGAUCACGGCGAGAAGAUGCUUAGCAUCGAUUGUGCUCGCUUCCAUCGGCGGUGGUCACGCGGUGCUGAUGUGACAUCACACCACAGCACACAGACUGCUAAAAUCCACGCACCUCACCAUGUAAAAAUCCUCUCGCCUUCUAGCUUCUUGCAUGUUAAUAGAUGAUGAACGUCUGCUUCCACUGCAUAGAUCUUUUCUAACUACCCUGUACAUACGGAGGUCCCACGUCGUCAAUCACCAGAUUGCGGUUUGAAAUGAGGGGUGAACUGGCUGCUAGUUGAAAACUUGGUGCUUCACAUUCCUGAACCAUUUUGGUUGGUUAACAUCACUUUUUGCAAGCCUGCUUUUCUGUAUGAAGCGUUAAGGUUUCAUUUAGGGGCAAACACCCUACCCCUACAAACGGUUUAAGAGCUUGAUGAAUAUGAUUUUUUUAAAGAGCAUCUACUUGGUAAGUUUCAAUUUGGUCGUAAUUAAAUGGCAGUGCUUUUGUUUCGUU
Entelurus aequoreus (snake pipefish) is the source of this 2642-nucleotide messenger RNA. RefSeq names its product voltage-dependent L-type calcium channel subunit beta-4-like. The coding region runs from base 371 to 1960 and encodes 529 amino acids. The transcript has 12 exons. The record is from RefSeq and is a predicted model, not a curated record. Lineage: Eukaryota; Metazoa; Chordata; Actinopteri; Syngnathiformes; Syngnathidae. Gene Ontology annotation, molecular function: high voltage-gated calcium channel activity; protein binding. Gene Ontology annotation, biological process: chemical synaptic transmission; neuromuscular junction development; regulation of voltage-gated calcium channel activity. Gene Ontology annotation, cellular component: voltage-gated calcium channel complex.